UGCUAACUUUCUGAACAAGAAUGGAAUGCUUAAAACCGUUUCGAGGAAUAUGCUUUCUGUGCAAUUUCUAGUUAUCAGAUUUUAAAUUAAGUCUGUAUUUUUUAAAUUAUUCAAUAAAAACUAAUGACCUUAAUUUGCCCUUUCUACGACGCCACAUAAGCAUAAUGCACAGAAAAGUACUCUGUGGCAUUUGCCUACAAAAAAAGUAAAUGCCAAAUGCAAACGUCGCAAACGUCAUGUGCGUUGAUUUCUCUUUGUCGUUUGUUACAGAGAGGUUAGAAUUAGAAAAACUGUUUUAAUUUAUUUGUUGUGGUUUUGAAACUCUACGUAUAAAUAAUAAACCAGUGGAUUCUACAACUACGAUGGCGACAAGAACGACUGAUUUCGAAAAAGCUGACUCUAGAAAUUUGCCUGAAGUUAACAAUGUUAUGAUUUUAGAGUUCAUGACAAAUUCCAGCAACCAUAACAUUGCUGAAAUCAGAGGAGCCAAGGCUCUCAUGUCAUCACGGGAUAGUUACUUGUCAUCAGCAGUUGGAUAUGUAGAAGUGCAUAGAAGCCUAGGAAUCUGUAGUGUCAAAGCCAGAGUUGUUCCGGAGCACAGAACACAGAAAUCAUACACUGUAAUGGCCAAAAUAAAGGAGACUGAUUCUGAGAUUCUUGAGUCAAAUUGUUCUGAUUGUGCAGCUUCUGCAGGUGGCUGCAAGCAUUCACUACUGCUUUUAUUUUGGCUUGAGAAGCGGAGUUGCGAACCUUCUAGCACAUCCAAACAGUGCUUCUGGAUAAAGCCUACCCUGGCAUCUGAACGAACAAAUCAUGUUUUGGCAGAAGAUGUAUAUGAAAAUGUCAAGAAAAUUAAGUUGGCUCCGAAAGAUACUACGGUUUUGGAAAGCUUCUAUGAAGAAUGUACAAAAAAGGAUGUAAAAAGUUCAUUAAUAUGCAAUUUAGAAGAACAAUUUAAAAAACAGACUUUUAACCUAUUUGACAUGGCAAUAGAUUUUUUUGAAAAGGAAACUAAUCAUGGUUUUAAAUAUUUUAAAGAGACUUUAGAUCAAACAAUUACCAAAGAUGUUAUAGAAAAAAUAAGUAAAAAUACAACAGAGCAAGUGAAUAGUAAAUAUUGGCAUUACAUUCGGCAGGGACGGCUUACAGCUUCAAAGCUGUAUGAAGCUGCUCGUUCCAAGACUGAUGGGACCUUAGUGCAGCAAAUUUUAGGUGGCUAUAAAGUACCGGAAACACAAGCUAUAAAAAGGGGUAAAACCUUAGAAAAGCAAGUUAUUGUAGAAAUAGAGAAAAAACUACACAUUAAAGUGAAAGAAUGUGGCUUUGUUUUGAUAAAUAGCUUGAUGGGUGCUUCACCUGACGGAGUAACUAAAGAUUGUGUGAUUGAAAUCAAAUGCCCCAUCUCAGCCAAAACAUUCCAAGCAUAUGUUAAAAACAAUGAAAUAUGUAAUAAAUAUAAAGCACAAAUAAAUUUGCAAAUGAAAGCAACAGGCCUUUUAAAAGGCAUAUUUUGCAUUGCAGAUCCUUUAUUUGAAACAACAAAGAAAGUUCAUCUGUUUCACGUUGAUUUUGAUGAAGCAUUUCUGACUGACAUAAUAGGCAAAGCGGAAACUUUUUGGGAAUCAUUUAUAUAUCCAAAAAUAAUGUCAAGUGCCAAAUGUAACUAGACUAGACUAUGCCGAAAUACCUGACCCUUCUGAUCCUGAUAGUAAGCAGCCUGCGGAAGCCAUACUAUAGUGCCCACAAAUCAUCUUGGCGGUUGAGUGAACACAGUCACAAGUCGUUUGCACACGUUUUGCACUCUGUACAGUGUAUGUGUAAUCAUUUAUUUAUUUAUUUGAUACUUUAUUGCACAAAUAUGAAAUAUAAGUGUACAAAAGGUGGACUUAAUGCUAAAAGCAUUUUCUACCAGCCAACC
Plutella xylostella (diamondback moth) is the source of this 1918-nucleotide messenger RNA. RefSeq lists its product as uncharacterized. Lineage: Eukaryota; Metazoa; Arthropoda; Insecta; Lepidoptera; Plutellidae. The record is from RefSeq and is a predicted model, not a curated record.